GCUCACUCUCGCGCGCCAAAUACGAUGCCCGCAUUCACUUUGGCAUGGCAUUGGCCGUGCGAUCGACGCGAUCCCGGCUGGCGCGUCGCACUAGACUGGGCUGCGAUUCGAAGCAGGGUUCGUCCUGCACCAGGCGUGCCGCAACAGCGUCAUCGACGUCAUACCCGUUCCCAUACCAUUCCCAGCCUCCCGACCUGCUUUUUAGCUAAAGCCGGCACGGCCACAGCGUGCCUUUGGAUCUGCAUUCGCUUUUCGCUCUGCUUUGCUUGUUGUUCAUUGCAAUUCCUUGACAUAUACCCAGUUCUGUUGAUAGUUACGAAGACACGACCGGUAUCAUGACGGCCCCGCAGGACAAGCCGCUCAAUGAGCUCCUCUCCCGCUCCAUGGUCGACGUCUACGUUGGCCCCGAGAACACGCACUGGAUCCUCCACGAGAAGCUCCUCUGCCACCACUCCCCCUUCUUCCGCAGCAUCUUCUACGGCAAGGGCUCCACCACAACAUCCUUCGGCCUCCCGGACGAAGAAGACGCCCCCUUCAAGACCCUCGUCGGCUGGCUGUACUCGUCCUCGCUCCCCGUGCCCCGCGAGGAGGGCGACCUCACCAUGCUCUUCGACCUGUACCUCAUGGCCGAGAAAUUCCAGAUCCCUGGCCUAAUCGCAGACGUAUUGCAGGUCGUGCGCGAAUGGUACAAGUUCAGCGACAGCUACCCCGGGUUGCGGCGCGUGCAGUACGUGUAUGCGAACACCGAGGAUGGAAGCCCCAUGCGGCACAUGCUGGUACACAGCGUGGCGCGCAUGAUGGUGCUCGAGCAGGGCAUCCCCGCGCACUGGGACAAGGCGCUCAAAAAGAACGGCCAGCUGGCGGUCGAUAUCCUCAGGGCUAUUCAGGACUGGCGGCUCGACGAGGCGGCUAUCCCCGAUUCAAGGGACGACCCGGCCGACGCGGAGGAGCUCAUCGACGUCGAGGCCGAGAUGGCGGAUGCGGAGGACGCCGACGGCGAGGUCGAAGCUGAAGCCGAUGGCGAAGAGGCUGACGCUGAGGAGGCCGACGAGGUCGAGCAGGACGACGAUGCGGAGGCCGAGGCAGGCGAGGACUCCACGGACGAUACCGUCGUCGAAAGCCCCGUGCAGGCGCAGCACCCCGCUGGUAAGAACCUCAAGAGCGCGGGCGGCAAGGCGUCCGACAUGGCCAAGAGCUUCAAGGAGAUGAGCCUGAAGGCUGUGCCCAACGGAUUGACUAACAACGACUAUGGCACGCUCGCACACUAGGUGUGCUUCUUUCUCGCACGCUUGAGAUGAGAUGAUUUACCUUGGCUUCAAUUUGCAUUGGCGACGUUACGACAUCUGGGCAAAAACAUGCGGCGUUGGUCUGGUUUGUUAUUUUACUUUUGCUUCGCUUCGCAUCUAAUACUUUUGCAUCUUUUGUUCCACGUGUAGUUCAGAUACCUUUUAUGUACAGUACGGCACAUGUUAAUCUAUCCAUAUGAGCAAUUCGGAUGGUACUGGG
Messenger RNA from Paraphaeosphaeria sporulosa, 1506 nucleotides. RefSeq lists its product as uncharacterized. The transcript is spliced from 2 exons. NCBI's taxonomy places the organism in Eukaryota, Fungi, Ascomycota, Dothideomycetes, Pleosporales, Didymosphaeriaceae. Gene Ontology annotation, molecular function: protein binding. The coding region runs from base 336 to 1268 and encodes 310 amino acids. The record is from RefSeq and is a predicted model, not a curated record.